Rotaria sp. Silwood1 is the source of this 3747-nucleotide messenger RNA. The record is from the annotation of a GenBank genome assembly. NCBI's taxonomy places the organism in Eukaryota, Metazoa, Rotifera, Eurotatoria, Philodinida, Philodinidae.
AUGACAACAUCAUCAGUUAUGAUGUUAAGUAAUGUAUCAAUGGAACGUCUUUAUUUAUCUCAACCACCAGCAUGGAAUGAUUUACAACGUUUACCAUUUUCUUUAAAUCAACAACAACAAGAUAUUCGUUCAAAUCAACAAAUUAUUCGUACAUGUUAUGAUAAACUUCUUCAUCAUAUGUAUGAUAUUAAUUCAUCAUCAAAAACAACAAUAAAUCAAAUACAUGAACAAUUAGAAUUAGCUGCUGAAUAUUGUCAAUUAAAAACUUUCGAAGAUGCUAAUAAGAUGUAUUUACAUUCAGAUCAAUUUUUUGUUUGUAUUGAAUUUGAUUCUUUAACACAUUUACCUAUUAAUGUUCUAAUGCGUUUUACAUAUGAACAACAAACAAAUGAAGAACCUUUGACAUGUCCAAGAAUGUUAAAAGCUUUAAAUGAAAAACAAUAUAAAUUAUUUCGUGAACAUUUAAAUGGUUAUGCAAGUUUAUUUACAUUAACAGCACCAAAUAUGAAUAAUGAUAAAAGAAUUGGUUAUACAGCUUAUAAAAUACUUCAACAAGAUUUAGAACGUUUAUCAAAAACAGAUAUAUAUGGAAAAUUAUUAGAAGGUUUUCAACCAGUUUGUGAAGGUUUACCUAUGCGUAUUAAAUUUAAUGAUCAAUUAAAAAAUGAUUCAUUAUUACCAAAUAAUGUUCGUAUAAUAAUUGUUCCAAGUACAACUCAACAUUAUUUACCAAUGAAAUCAAGUAUAUAUAUGGAUGAAAAAACCAAUACAAUACAAUUUGAUACAUCUCUAAAAUCAAAUCUUCUUGCAACAGGUCAUUUUGCAAUUGAAUUUGAUGAAAAACAAUCACCAUUUAUAUUACUUUUAUCAUAUGCACAAGAAAUAAGUCAUUUAACAAAUAUAAAUAAUUUUUAUACAAAUACAAAAACAUUUAAUUAUCUUUCAACAAUAUUACCUAAAACAAAAUUACUUAAUCAAUAUCAAUGGUAUAUAUCACAUGAUCAAACAUCAAUUGAAAUACGUCGUAUACCGUUUACAAAUCUUAAACAAUUAAUACAUAUAUUAAAUAUUAUACGACAACAAAUUUAUUUAACAAAAUAUUUUAAUUAUUAUUUUAAUUAUAAUUAUGAAUAUGAACAUAUGGAUGAUGAUAAUCAUCAUGAUAUAUAUCUUGAAUUAUCAUUUUUAUCAUCAACUAUAUUAUCAAUAACAUGUGCACAAUCAUAUCAUUUAUUAACAUUUUUACUUCAAAUGUCAAAUAUAAAUACAUUACCAUUAUUAAUUAAUCGACAACAACAAAAAGAAAUUUAUUUAACAAAUGAUAGAAAUUCAUUAUUAAAUAUAAUUGAAAAAUUUCUUAAAGAAGAUUAUACUAAACAAUAUUUAUCAAUAACAAAUAAUGAUACUAAUACUAAUACUAAUAUCAAUAAUAAUAAACAAAUUAAUCGUACACAAGAAUCUUUAAUAAAUGUAACAAAAUUAAAUCGUCGUUUAUCAUGUGGUCCACCAGCAAAAUUAACAUGGCGACGUGCAACAACAUUACGUCGUAAUCAACCAGCUUGUGUAACAUUAAUAUCAAUGGAUAAUAAUCAAGAGAAAAUUGAUGAUGAACAAAUAAUUGAUGAUGAUAUUCAUCAAAAUAUAAUUAAUGAACCAUUUGAUAAUGAUGAUAAUGAUGCAUUUAUUAAUUCACCUGAUCAACAACAACAACAAAAUCAUCCACAAUUAUUACCAAAACCAUCAUCAAAUACUUAUACAUCAACAUUAAGUCGUGGUACAUCAGUAUCAUCAACACAAUCUGUUUCAACACCACCUAUAUUUGGUUUAACACCAUCAACACCUUAUCCUGGUGGACGAAAUAAUCCAAAUGGAAAUAUUUUUUUUCCAUUAGGCAAACAAGUAUCUGUACCAGAUUAUAGUCCAGUUAGUUCACCAUUGAUCAUGGGUGCAUUUGAUCCAUCAGCUUUUUUUCCAACAAAUUCAGCAACAUCAUCAAAUCUUAUGCCACCAACAGAUACAAAUAAUAAAACGCAACAAAAAAAGAAACGAAGAAGAUCAGAACAUUCAACUGAUGAUUUUAUGCAUACAUUAAAUAAUACAUCUAAUGAUAAUCGUUCACCAUUGCAUGCAACAAAAUUAACAACAUCAAAUAGUGGUGAAUCAUCGACUAUAAAACGAGGUAAAAAACCAAUGGAUAAAAGUCUUCAACAAACACAACAACAACAACAGCAGCAGCAACCACAAAUUGUUCGACAAAAAUCAUCAUUUAAAGUAUCAGAUUCACCAACAGCUAGUUUACUACCUCAACAAUCAUUAACAUCAUCAGAUGAUACAUCAAAUGAAUUAAAACCAUUAAAAGUUGUUAUUAAACGUUUUGGUGAUAGUGGAACUGCUUCAAAUGAUGAUUCGCAACAACAAUCAAUAAAACAACGGAAAAAACAACAACAACAGCAACAGCAUAUGGCAAAUCCAAGUCUAUCUUUACCAACAACAAUGAGAAAAUUAUCAAAUAAUAAUAUAACAAGUGGACCAUCACCAUCUGUUAUAAUUAAAAGUGAAAGUCUUGAUAUGUCACAAUUAAAUGUCGAUCCAAGCGCAAAUGCAUUAAUGGCACUUAAUGAUGGAAUACAACAAACACCACGUGAACGACCACGUCCACCAUCAUCUCAAUCAAAUACAUCAACACCUCUUUCAUCAUCAGCAUCAUCUCAAUCACGAUCAGCUCCACCACAACCACCAAUUGUGUUAAAAAUUCAACGAAGUAAAGUUUAUUCUGGACAAGAUCAAUCUUCAUCAUCAUCAUCAUCAACAACAACAGCACCAACAGCAACAACAACACCAACAUCAGCACCACCAUCAAAUAAUAUACCAUCAUCAAUUAAAGAAGCACUGAAACAACGUACCCGUGCAAUACCAUCGGGAACAAAUACUAAUAAACAAAGUGUUACAUCUCCACCACUUCUUGCUGCUAAACUUACAAGUCCAUCAACAGGAACAACAAAUAAUCCGUUAGCACCAACAACUCCUGUUAAUUCAUUAUUUCGUAUUCCAAGAAAAUCAUCAUCACAAGAAGUAACAACAAAACCAAAAACUGAACCUACUACUACUACUACAAAUACAAGUUCAAGUCCUGUUCUAUCAAAAGCUCCACUAUUACCAACACCAAGUAUUCGACCAUCACCACCACCAUCACAAAUCGGUAGUUGGCAAUCACCACCGACUCAACAACCAUCACGUUUCCAUCAAAAUCGACCUCGGUCAUCAUGGUCUCAACAACAACCAGCACGUGGACGUGCACCUGUAACACCACCCAAUGUAUCUGCACUUAACAGUGGUCAUUCAUCAUUACCAAAUUUUUCUCAACAACCACGAUCAAUUCUUAAAAAACCAUCAUCAAAUGAUAAUUCAACAUCAGAUUUACUUUAUAUGCCGUCAUCUGAUUUACCAGGUUUAAAUGAGCAACGAUCGGGCACAAAUUUUGCAACACCUCUACCACCACCAUCUCGCGCAUCUACAUCACCUGGCAUGUAUGAUGAUAAUGAUGAUGAUUCAUCACCACAGGCACAAUUGGUUAUUGAUACAAGUAGUAAUCCGACGAAUAAUGUUCUUUUACCAUAUACGAUCGUACCUGGUUCAAGUUCUUCAUCAACAAUGGAUAAUUUUGAUCAAACACAUGAGAAUACUUCAAUGAUUAAUUCGUCUCAACAACAACAUCUUGGUGAUGAUUCAUUUUCUAAUUUAGACUGA